GUAGGCUAGGGUUCUGAAAAGUCAGAAGUUGAAAGCGGAAGUGGGUCAAGCUCUGCAGUAGGAUAACCUUAUAAUUGGAAGGCGCAAGGAAGAACGCUAAUUGGGCGGGGGUGCGUCCUUGGAUCAGUGCUCCUAGCGACAUCUUUAGCAAGGGACGCCGCUUGCAGGGUUCUUAAAGCCAGCCCAAACCAUGGCUGACCACGGAUUUGAUGGAUACGACGACCCGGCCCCGGCGCAGGGCUAUGACCAGCCCCCAGAGUAUGAAGCACAGAACGAGGACCACUUCAAUGAGCCUCUUGACCAUGCAGAGAAUGAUUUUGGGGCAGCCCCGCAUCACAGCAAUGGACCCAUCAUGGAUGACGCGUUUGAGCCUAUGGCUAACGGCAACCCUCUACCUCCACCUGAGGAUCUCCCCCCAGAGGAGUCCAUGGUGCUUCGGGAGUGGCGCCGUAAGCGAGCUGCAGAGCUCGAAGAGAAGACCAGAACCUCACAGGAGAAGCAUGCGCAGAUUCUGGAUCAUGCUGCUGAAGACAGAGAGCGUUUCUAUGACCAGCGCGAGAAGCAGGUGGCCACUUCAAAGACCACCAACAAGGAAAAGGAGAAGGUGCUUCUUGCCAACCUGGACUCGCUGAUGGCCAAGGCUGGGGAGAACUACUGGGAGGCAGUCACGGGUUUCAUCAACUUUGACACCCAGCAGGACAAGAAGGGCGCAGGCAAGGGGAAGAGCGCCACUCCUCGCCAGUCCAUCGUCCCGGAGGUGAAGGCAGGGCGUCAGACUGAUCUGGCACGCUUUCGUCAGAUCCUCCUCAAGUUGAAGCACACGCCCCCCAUCCGUCACUCGGUUGCUGCAGCUUGAUCAGCAAGCGGCGAUGGAAGCUUCCACCACUGUAUUGAGGAAAAGGGAUUCGAAGACAUUGUAUGGUUUCCUUGCGGUAGCACGUUAGCCGUGACGUCUCCCCUCGUUGGAGCAGGAGAAUGACCCCCAAUUGUUGCACACCUCUUUUGAACCCUCCCCUUUGCAGGCUUCGAAGUGCAUUCUAAAUGUGAAUGUUUGUGCACAUGCCUAACCUGAUAUCCAACCCUGCGGUGUCAAACCUGCAAGUACGAUGUACAAGCUUCGUGACAGGGCUCAGCUAUACUCC
This is a messenger RNA of Klebsormidium nitens, 1142 nucleotides long. The record is from the annotation of a GenBank genome assembly. NCBI's taxonomy places the organism in Eukaryota, Viridiplantae, Streptophyta, Klebsormidiophyceae, Klebsormidiales, Klebsormidiaceae.